This is a messenger RNA of Rubroshorea leprosula, 1461 nucleotides long. Lineage: Eukaryota; Viridiplantae; Streptophyta; Magnoliopsida; Malvales; Dipterocarpaceae. The record is from the annotation of a GenBank genome assembly.
UUCUGCUGCAACUGUAUGGUAGACUUUCCCAUUAGGAGGAGAAAGAAAGUCUCUUGGAGCUGUUUUUCUUGAAGGUAGAAACUAGAAACUAAACAUUUCUUGGAAUUUUUGGACCCGUUUUUCUAUAAACUGCGUUUUUCGAACCAUAUACAUAUAGUAAUCGAUCCCAGAGUUAACCAAAUCACAAAUGGCUCAUUUUUCCUCCAACACAAGAGAUCUGACUGUUUCGAUUCCAAUUUCGAAAUGGACAUUUCGAUUUUUCGUCGUUCUGGAGUGGGACGCAAAAGCCGGCGCGCCACUGGCUACUCUGUUCGGUCAGGUUGCUCUGUUAGCCGCAUCAUUGUGUCUGCAGAAAACGCGGUUAUGUUCAGAAUAUGACCACAGUGGAAUAAAAACGGCGGUCUUUUACCAUUUCUGCGCUGUCCUGCUAUGUUAUACGAAUCGGUGGAGUCGAUGGAGUCGGCUGGGAUUCCUUCGUCGAAGAUGCGGCGUUAAGGUAAAUUCAAUUGCAAACUUCAUAUGCUUGAUUCUUGGGACUAUUCUUGACAAGUUCUAUGAAAAAUCAUUGGCUAGUCUUUGUUUUGCCCUAACCAUGACAAUCUUGUUCUUAAUUUUGGUGGUGAUUAUACAACCGAGGACCGACCUUGGGUUCUUUGGUUUCCUAGUCGGAGCCACUGGAUCAGUUGCUUACAACCUCUUCCAACUCAAGCUCGGAACCUGGAUAGUGUUUGCCAUCUGCUUUCUACUAUUGGCUUUCAAGUGUUGGUUAGAUAAGCACUGGUUGCAGCGGAAGGGAGAAGAGUAUGUCAAAAGAUAUUUACCGUUAGUAUAUGAAGUCUUCUUCUUCAUCGGUCCAUCUCCGGGUACCGUAAUUCAAAGAAUUGACGCAUUAAUAGUAGCGGGUUUAUACCUUGUUUGGGCGUAUAUUAUAUUGAGCACCAAUUGUCUAAAUUCGAAAUCUUGCGCCUCAUGUUCUGCUAUGGAAAGGCUCAAAUGCGGGGCCAUUUACGGUUUGUGGUUGUUCCCUGCUCAUAUCCAUCGUGUAUAUUAUUUGUUCCAAGUUAAAUUUUGGGUAUUUACGAUACCGUGUACGAAAGCAAGAGUAAAGGCAAAGUUGGAAUAUUUUCUGUAUAUUAUCAAAACACUAGACGAAGUGUGCAGCACAAUGGAUAGCCAUGCGGAGGAGGAAUUGUUGGAGUGAAUAGCGAAGGUUGAGGAUCAGUUGAUAGAGCUUCGUCUAUUGACCAGGGGGCUACACCGUCCUCAGGUGAUGGUGAAAUUGCAAAAAUGGUGAGAAAGAGAAUAGAGAAUAAGAUUUUGAAGAUACAUUAAGAUACUGAAACUCAAAUGAUGAAAGUUGAGUUGAGUAAAAGAAAUAAAAGACCAUUGGCUGAUUUGAUGAUUCUGUAAGGGAAAAGAGCUUUGUUUUGAUGAUCUUUGUAAAAAAAAUUUUGCAAAUUG